Messenger RNA from Xyrichtys novacula (pearly razorfish), 10811 nucleotides. The record is from the annotation of a GenBank genome assembly. Lineage: Eukaryota; Metazoa; Chordata; Actinopteri; Labriformes; Labridae.
GAGGCGGAAACGUGACGUCGCUCUGUCAGCUGUUCUUGUUUUGCUUCUUUUCCUCUUCUUUUCUUCUGGGAUCUUGCUAACCGAGCGCUAAAAUAACGAGCUAACACUGAAUUUAUACUCACUAAAUCCGCGUCGAGCGCUCUCUCAGCCCACUAACCCCACACGGUCCAUUUAUUCUUCCACAUUGGAGCCGUCUUCCGCCGACAUCGAGCGAAGAGGCGCAGCCGAUCCCAGGCCUCCAAUCCAGGGUGGAUGGAGGACAGGAGGUCGCUGGGAAUCGGGAUGGAGACCGGAGAAGAAGGUGCCGGCGGGCCUGGCGGACCGGACGGACAGGUGUCCCGGUUUGGCUGUGCGUCGUUCAACCAAGACUCCACGUAAGAAAACAGACAGACGAAGUAGAGACAAUACAAGGAAGACUCAAACCCUCAUGAGGUCUCCCUGAAAUCUUACAGAUAUGCUCCCAGAACACAAAGAUCCUGAAUCCUACACACCUCUAUCAGACAGUUAAGAGCUCAAAAAAGCAUGCAUGAUGAUGUUGCAUAGUGGAUCUGUGUAAUAAGGUCUGUUGAGGACAUGGUCGUGCAGAAAUACCAUCUGCAUACAUUAGAGCUACAGUAUCAAUAGCCUAUCAAGCAAACAUGGGACAAGACAAAACAGGACAAAAAUAGUUGAGUGAGCUCGAUUUCUUCACUAAUGUGAGAAUCUAUAAAGUCUCCAAAACACCCCAAACACAUCUGCUGAUUUAACCUGAUCAGGCUAACUGAUGGUGAUAAUAAUAUUAUUAAUAAUAAUAAUAAUAAUAAUAAUAAUAAUAAUUUAAUAACAUCAGCACUUGGAAAUAAAAACAGUUAAAAACAAGGCCUCCAAAUUAAAGGCGAAUUUCAUUCAUCAUAAGGAACCCAGACAAUACAAGAACCCUACAACAUAAAAUGAGACCAUGAGGAGCAAAAUAAAAACAGAAAAUAAGUAAGAGAAAGAAAUGUUAUAAAAAAAAGGGGGGGGGGGGUAGAAAGCAGGAAACAGGAUAGUAAAUAUAAAAAAAUAAGUGAUUUGGAGGGGAGGCAUUUAGGACUAAAUUAAAAUGUUUAUCAAACUUCAGGGUAAACUUUAAGAUAAUUUGACACAAACUCUUGUGCAGUAGUAGCUACAUGCACAAUCCAAACUAUGACAAACAGCUUAGUUAUGCUUUAAACUAUAACUUAGGGUAGUUAACUGAGGAGCUUGCAGCUACAGGCUGACAAAACUACCACUUACAACCUCAUAUAAAACCACAACAUCAAACUAAGUAUGGAGAUAUUAAAGCACUGCAUUAUCUUAGUUUCCAAAACUGAAUAUUUGUAGAUAUGGGUCAGACUCAAAAAAGCUUACCAACCCAGCGUGACAAUAAUUAUGGGUACAUUAAAAGUCUGGUUAAUCCUGCACUGCAGUGAAAACCCUGGUAGUCUGCAGAAAAUCUCUUGAAAGCCUCUUGAGUAUUUGGUGAAUGCAAACUUGAACAACUCACAGCAAAUGACGCCUUCCUCAAAAUGCACAUGCUCACUGUGUUAAGAUCGACUAUAGAUCUAUCAUGCUUCAGUGAUAGAAGGUUAGAGCUAGUUAAGGAUAUCCAGUAUCGUUUUGGUGCAACACUGAAGUUGCUUUAUGUUGACUCAUCCUCACUCAAAAGGAUUUCACACAGACCUACUUACGGCACGUUAAAGUGCUGAGUAAGACAGACACGAGCACAAAGGAUAUUGUGAAAGAAAGGAUUGCAAACAGCGUUUUCUUUCGUGCUAACUUGCCAUCCUACACAUGCAGGCGUAUAAUUUACAGUAGUAGAGAGCACACCCCUUACUUUCAUGCCUUGUCACCAAGAAUAUCCCAACUUGUUCCCAGCUUCUUCUGACCAAAUGAAUAUUUAACUAAAUUGUUAAACAAAUUCACAGAAUAUCAGUGAAAAAAUACCCAUGUUACACUCUUUAUUUGUCGUACUUUGGCAGAGAAAUAUGUUUUAUUUUUUUUCUGCUGUGCAGGUUUCCUCCCGCUCAGAAACAGGAUGAGACAGGACAGGAAUGUAACGGCUCUUUUAGAGGGGAAAAAGAGGCAGAGUGGCCAUUAAGAAAAUAGCAAGUGUUAAAACAAACAGGUUAAAGCCAAAGACAGCCAGGAGAAACAGUGUGAUUCAAAACAUGGGCAGGAAAGGGAAAGUAUGUUUCCAUGACAUAUCGAUGUACUGUUUUCUGAUCAAAUAGGCUUUCAUCAGUGAAAUGUGUUCAUCUCUAUGAACAUUUGGCUUGGAAAGGGUAGAAUAAAGCUGGUUCUUCAGCAUGUUGUGAAUGCUAUCACAAGACAGAGGCCUAAGGUCACUUGUUGCAAGCUCGAGUCAAUGUUCUUCUUUGUGAGAUCCCUGAUUAUAACAUAUUUUUAAUGACAAGUGUCACCACUAGAGGGCACCCUAUAGGAGAAAAUAGAAACGAGGCUAAUGAUGCAGUUUCUCAGCACAUUUAAUGUUUGAUAAAACUGUAAAUUCAUCAUCCUCUUGAUAAUUUAUCUCCUGCCGAUGUUGUCUUAACUGUGUUUUGUGUUUGUUUCUUGCAGGUCAUUGGCUCUGGGAACAAAAGCAGGCUAUAAACUGUUUUCUUUGACCAUGGUGGAAAAACUGGACUGUAUCCACGAGAGUGGUCAGUAUUCAAGUCUUACUCAGUCUAGGUGGCAAAACUUUCAUUCACACGUUUAGUGUAGCGACUGCUUUCCUUCAACAAAAAGGACGCAGGGGUUUCGUUUCACUUGCAUCCAAGGAAACACUCAAAAGUGAUAUGAUGAAAUGAGGUUAAAACAGGAUGAAUGAAACAGUCAAUAGAAAAUUAUUAGAGCUUACUACAAAUCCAUUGUCUGACUACACCGGUGAAAUUUAAAUAACCUGUCAAACAUCCCAAAACCACACCCCUCAGUGAUGAUCCACGGGAGUGACGUACUAAGUAGAAAUCAUACUUUCAACAAAUAUAUUUUGGCUCCUACAUUUGGGAAUUACAUUUUAGUAUUAAAAAAGUUGACACACAUGCUGUAUAUACAGUAUGUCUAUGCCAAACUGGCUCAUCUUGUCACUUCGAGUAUCAAGAGAGCAGAACUAUCUCUGUCUAAGUCAUUGAGCUCCCUUCAUUGCCCUUGUGAAAAACAAGGGGAAAUCUUAUUCGUUGUAUCAAAUGAGCUGUUGUAUUAGCUCAUCAGUCUCAAAAUAACCCAUCUGUUCUGGAUGAGCAACCAGGAAAUGUCACAUCCUCAUCCUCAGGUUACUUAAAAGAACCCUGAGGGAUAAAUUCCAAGAGAAAAGUCAUCUGAAAGUCAAACGGAGGAUAUGUGAUAUCAUAUUCUUGCACGACAAAAACGACAAAACAUUUUAUACAAGCUGACAGAAACUACCCCGACUGAGCUGCAGUUUAGCUCUGGGGGCUGAAAUACAGACUCAGCCGGUAUCUGUUGAAUCAGAGUAUGACCUCAUUACGACGUGAGCUCAACAUAAUUAUGAUGUAUGUCUGUCAACCCCGAACCAGGCUACAUAAAAACCAGGAAAAUGAAAGAGGAUUCUCCAUGUAUAUAAGCAGAGGCAGUGAUUAUCUCUGAAAGAAACCACCAAGUUUCCGCAUACUGGUUCUCACUGAGUCAUUUGAGGUUUUCAAGGCUGUGUUUGCUGUUUUUAGAGAGUUUCCAGCGUCUGUCGUCUGCAGGGCUCAACUUUUGUUCUGCUGCUGACAUCAGUCUGACCUGUUUGGGAGUCCUCUGUGAUGUUUGUUGGAUAGUUUUCAGAAAUUAAUUAAGUUUCCUAAGAUUUGUUCAAACACUUUGGAUGUUGUGUGGGAGUCAAUGUUUGAUAAUAAGUAUAAACACAGUAGAUGUGUGGAAAACAAAGUGUGAAACAGGGAAAUUGAUUCUUCUGACCCCAAACUGAAGUGAAAGUCUGAUUUUUUGUGGUUAAAAUUGUCUUAUUUCUUCUUUUGAGGAGUGGUUUAUGCUUGUUUAGUGUCUGUCUGUUUGCUGCUCCCACCCUGGCAGAGACUCCAGAUGUUUACAUUGUGGAGCGUCUGUUCUCCAGCAGUCUGGUAGUUGUGGUGAGCACCACUAUGCCACAUUGCAUGAACAUCUACCACUUCAAGAAGGGAACAGAGAUCUGCAACUACAGCUACCCCAACAAGAUCCUGGCUGUCAAGUUAAACAGACAGGUGAGCCACCGCAUUUCACCGCCACAAGCUUUAAAUAUCAGCCGGAGUGCGAGUCAUGAUUUGUGAAAUGUCUCACUCUGUCUCUACGUUGAAGUCGCUGUUUUGAAGUGUUACAACCUGAGGUCUGUUGUGUCUUUUCAGAGGCUUGUGGUGUGCCUUGAAGAGUCCAUUUACAUCCACAACAUCAAAGACAUGAAGCUGCUCAAAACUCUGCUGAACACUCCAUCCAACCCCUCAGGUGAGACACUCUGAACAAGAGACUGGACAGGCAGGUGUUUCGGACAAACAAACACACUUUCUGUGGUGUUGUAACAGCCGGACUAACCAACUGAAGACACUUCUGUAGUUUAUUAUCAACAUAGGUCAUAUUGCCUUAGGUUUGGCCAUGAUAUAGAUGUAAAGGAGUAAAUUCAGCUGCCUUUGUUAGAUUUCUGUUUUGCUGAACGUAGGUAAAAUUUAUAUUAUGCUAAACUCUUUAUAGCCACUGUUAAAUGCAGACCCCUGGAUUUUUAGCAGUAGCAUUGGAGCUGAAAAUCUGUAUGGAAACCAGGUCGGCACCUGACACGCACCGCUCAGACAUUGUUUUGGUCUCCCAAUCUCUGCGUCAUUCUGGCACGAGCAGACAUCUUUUCAUCGCCAGCGCUCUAAUUAACUUGCUCUUCACUAUUUGCUCAGCGUAAAACAGCAGACAGACACAGUUAGAGAUCCGCUCACGAUGAAAUAUUAUCACAGCUAGGUAACCAGACAUUUGUCUCAGAGUCCAGCACAGAAGAAAUGUUUGAAUUAUGCUUCUUAGACAAGGCAAAAAGGAUAAGAAAAGAGAACCAGGCUGGUGGAUGAACAUGUCAGAGACUCGCAGAGCAGAAGCGAACAAUUAGCCACGCUCUUUCUACACAAAGACAACCAUGACUCUGACUACGACUGUGACAAAACUUGCCUGAAUGCACUUCAAGAUUCAAGUCACCUUUAAAACAAAUGCACGCUGUGUUUAUUCAGCCUAAAGAGGCUAUUUUUGUAGCAGUGAUGGUGUUGAUACUUGGACCAGUAUUUAAGCAGUAGCUGUCUUGUUUCUACAUCUCAUCCUCCUGCAGGUCUCUGUGCUCUUUCAACCAACCAUUCCAGUUCAUACCUGGCAUACCCUGGCAGUGCCACUAUCGGGGAGAUCAUUGUGUAUGAUGCUAACCAUUUGGUAAGAGACUCGUCCUUCUAUGAUAUUGUCCCUCUGAUAGCGUCUUUGCAGUUUUACAUGAUUUACAGCCUUUAAAUCAGUUGUUGGCUCAGUAAAACUGUAGCGUAUGCCCAUGCUUGACUGAGCCUGGAUCUUCAUUUUCAGCAUUAACUUUUACUCGAAUCUUGCAACACAAAAGGUAGCUGUGACAUCUUAAUAGAUAAAGGUUUUCAGGUUCUUUGGUUACUCAAAUGAAUUUACAGGAACCUGAAGAUGCAGCCGUGUAAAUAACACCAAACUGACCUGAUAUCUACGCAAACUCAAAGGGGCCCAUGGGUGUGUGAUAACAGCUUUUCCUUCUGUCUGUUGUAUCUUCUUUGUGGUUUCAGAACACAGUGACAAUGAUUCCAGCUCACGAUAGUCCUCUUGCAGCUCUCGCCUUCAAUGGCUCAGCAUCCAAACUUGCCAGUGCUUCAGAGAGGGUGAGGAGGACCUUUUCGUUCAUCCACAGCAAGGAUGUUUCAAAAUAUUGCUUAGUUUUUGUUAAAUUUCCUCACAUAUUAAAUUUCUUAUGCUAUUUUGGGGGAUAUUCCUUUGAGAUGUAUAUUCUAAGAUCAUGAAGAAAUAACCUCAGCUUGGGCGAUGUGUUCACCUUUACUUCUAUUGUGCUGCCAGACACGGUUGAGUUUAAGUGGGCUUCUAAAUGUUUAUUUAUUUAUGUAUUUAUUGAACAUUAGAGAUCAUUGCAAGGGAAGUAUGGCAAAAUAUCACCAUAGAAAUCUCCUUUUUUAGGGGAAAAAUGACUGGGAACAUUUCUGUAAACUGUUUCUAGCGUUGACUGAGCGCCUUUGUUUCAGGGCACCGUAAUCCGAGUGUUUUCCAUUCCUGAUGGCCAGCGUUUGUUUGAAUUUCGCCGAGGCAUGAAGAGGUCAGAGUUCUAGCGCAUACAAUGAAAUCUGUAUUUAAGAGUCUUAACUGAGGAGGACUUCACCUACAUUUGUCAUUAUUCCUUCAGACUGGCCUUUUGGGCACUCAGAAUGCAUGCACUUAUGCUUGAAGGCUUUGUAAUACUGUUUGGAUUCAUAACUAUGAAUGCACAAAGGCACUCACAAGCAUCAUAGAGGUCUGAUUGUUCCAUAACUCCAAACUUAAUGAUGAGUCUAUGUCUGAAUUUCUCUCUCUCCCUCUGUAGAUACGUGAACAUACACUCUUUAUCCUUCAGUACUGAUGGUCAGUUCCUCUGUGCAUCCAGCAACACAGAAACAGUACAUAUAUUUAGACUGGAGCAACUUGGACCGAGGUAAGGUACACACACAAACUCUGGAGUGACUGCGUUUUAUUCUUGUAGGUCUUGCCCCUGAAAUAAAUACGGUUUUCUUCUUCUUCUCCUAUCUGCAGUGAAGGCGACGAGGCUGCCACCUGGACAUCCUACGUUGGGAAGAUGUUCUCUGCAGCCACUAGCUACUUCCCUGCUCAGGUAUCUGGCAUGAUGAGCCAGGACCGGGCCUUUGCCACUGUUCACCUCAUGACCUCCUGCCAGAAGAACGUUUGCACCCUGGCUAUGUGAGCUUCUUUUUGAGGUCUUAUAGGCAGGGAGUGCACCUUCGUAUUGCAUGAUAGGUGUUAUUUAUCAGAAGGAGAGGGUUUCACCAGUUGCACGCUACGUAAAUGGCUGUAAAUGUUUCAAGACAACUUAACUGGAUACUCAGUGUGGUGUUUCAGAAUCCAGAAGCUUCUGCGACUGCUGGUUGCAACAGCUGAUGGGGAAUUGUUCAUCUACAACGUGGAUCCACUGGAAGGAGGCGAGUGCAUGCUGGCCCACAAACACAGGUGAGGCAACAAGUAAUUUAACAGGGGUAGAGUAAGUGUGAGGAGGGAAAAGAACGGUUUGAUCACCGGAUUCUUGCCCUCUCCUUUCUUUUAGUCUUUUCGGUGGUGAUGAUGAUAAUGACCACCAGGAAGGAUCAGAGUCAGAGGGUAUAGAGACUGCAGGGCAAACACAGGCCUGUCCAUCCUAUGCUGCAACUGCUGCCUUGCCAGCCUCGGGUCCUGUCACCGCCACCCUCACUGGUAAGUGUUUGCUGACAAUCGUCCACGUACAGUUUGCGUUACAGGAAAGGUUCAACAUUAGGACCCAUCAAAGAACCAAUCAGCUUUCAUUAAAAGAAAGACCAGACUUCUAAUAUUUGUCUAUUCCCUUCACCUUUUUCUACCCAGGUUACUCUGAAGAUGGUGGGGCAAAGAAAGGUGAAGUCAUUCCCGAACACGAGUUCGCUGCUGGACCCGUGUGUCUGGAUGAUGAGAACGAGUUUCCACCUGUGAGCAUCCAGAAACGCUAAUUCUCAGCUGUAACCACCUCUGCCAAGUCAGAUGUAAAUUCAGACACAACAAAGUAUUUAUGCAAAGAGGAAAAAAUGAGAUAGCAAGCGAGCUGACUUUUAACCCCAGUUUAUAGAUGUCUGGCCUACUUUCUGCCUUGUUUUACCAUUUGCAUGCAGCAGCAGUUUCCCUUCAGACGCAUUCAGGGUGUUGUCUCAGUUUUAUUGACCAAGAGAUACUGACAUAUAUAUGUAUAUAUAUAUAUAUAUUCUAAACUGUUUGCUGCUUUGCAAACAGUCUUUUCUAUUACAUGGAAAGGGCUUGUCUUUGCUGCUGUCACUGAUUAUAUGUGGAUUUCCCUUCGGGAAUCAAUAAAGUCAUCUAUAUAUCUAUAUCUAUAUAUUUAUAUAUAGAUGAAGAUAAGCUAUUCAGGCUAUUCGGUUUUUGGUUACACAUAUUGAAUGUCUAAAUGACAACACAGCUAAACUUCUUUCACAAUAUAACCCAUGAAUCAUUGUAUUUCUAGAUAACUGUACCCUGGAAAAGCUUUAUGAAAUCUAAUGGGUCUGUUUGUGUGUUUUGGUAGAUUAAUUGGUGCCGUGAUGGGACUGGAGGAGGCCAGGCGCGGAGCUCAUGAUUGGGUAAAAGGAUGGAUGUAUGUAGACAGACGGUUGCUGGCCAAUGACUUGAACAGCAACACUAAAAAAAACAGUGCCAGGUUAUUUAUUCAUGUAGAGAGAAAAUAACUUUGACUAGAAUUUUUUAAGCUUGAGUGGUGAAUACUGAGCAAAGCGCAGAUGCUCUUUUAUACUUUCAGGGAGAAGAACACUCCGGUCUUUAUGUUAGAUGAUCUGAUUUUGUCACAGCAGCUGUAGUAGCUCUGAAUUUUCUCUAAUCAGGGAGAAAAAAAAAUCAGGGAGUUUAUCUUAACGUGGAGUUCUUAUGAAAGUAUGAGAUGCAUGCUGGAGCACAAACAUAUCCCAUGUAUUAAUAGCUUUAUUUCACGACAAAUUUUACAUUUAAUGCAUUGACGUAGCAACAUUUUAUUUUCCUUUCAAUUUAAUCUUGGUUUACAUGUAUGAAAAACUUUUCUUUGUACUGUAUUUUACUACAUUGUCAUGUGUAACAUGAUUCUGUGUAUGCCUCAUAGAUACUUUUCAGAAGGUGUGUAUGUUUGUCUGUGUCUGUUAUUGUAACAAAGAGCAUUCAUGCUGAGGAGUAUUGUUACUGAACAAUGUUUAUGGGUGUCCAUGGUUACAUAAUUCAGGUCAGGGGUGAAACAUUUCAUGAUUAUAACAGAUAAAGGCAUGCUUAAAAUGUUUCAUAAGCAUAUAUCUGUGUCAUAAGCUGUAUCUAUCACUACACAGUAAUCAUUAAAUGUUGUAACCCUUCUAUACUUUUAUUUGGUACUACAUUACCACGAAAAUCUUAAAUUUAGCUAAACUAGUGUGAAAAUUGAUGAAAUCCAUUUUCAUCAUACAAAAGAGGAUUAGGGCCACAAGAAGAGAAAAAAUAAUAAUUACAGGAGGGAGAUUUUUUUAAUUUCCAUUGCGAGAUUAUUGUCAAAAUUUUGAGAUUGAAGCCGAAAUUAAAAAGAAGGUGAAAUUUCGACUUUAUUCAUAUCGACUUUAAUCUCAAAAUUUAGAUUUUUUUAAUCUUGAAAUUUCAACCAUUUUUUUCAGGACAUUUCAUAAUCUUGAAAUUUUGACUUUAAUUGUGAAAUUUCAAUUUUUAAUCUCAAAAUUUCGACUUUAAUCUCAAAAUUUAGAUUUUUUUUUAAUCUUGAAAUUUCAACAUUUAUUAGGCCAUUUCAUAAUCUCCAAAUUUCGACUUUAAUCUCUUUCCUGUAAUUUUUUUUGCUCUUCAUGUCGCCCUAACCCUCUUUCCUACUUUCAGAACCAAUCACAGCAAGAAUGGCAUUUUUAUCUGCUAAAAAUAGUCUUGCUUCAUGGAGCAUCAGUUAAUAAAUCAGCUACACAGAUUUCCCGGAGUUAGAUGAGCAAACGAUGACAACUGUAUGCAUCUGAAAGCUGUUUUGAGUUGAAAACACAUUUCUAGAUCACAAAUCUAGAAAAUCUUGAUCAACAAACCCAGUAUUGUCAGUCUAAACCCAUGUAAAUACUGUUAAAACUUUUAAUGAGUUUUUUUUCAGGUCGGAUUAUCAGACUACUUUUUUAACAAACAGGCCUACAAAGCUUGCCUGUACAAAUUCCCGUCCCUUUCAAACGCGUCUUAUGUUAUCUGCCUCCAGCAAUCAGGGGCCUGUCGAGUGAAGUCAGAACAGCAUAAAUAUUCUUUAUUGUCAAUUUGAAGUGGACAUUUAUACAUGUUUGUUUGGACACUGGAGGGAACAUGAACUCCACGCACAAAGCUGUCAGCCUCCAGUUUUUCAUGAUUUGAAUGAAAGCAUCUGAAUAAAUGAUAAUGUGCGACCGAGCUCCCAAGGAUAUAAGUGCGAUAAGAUUUCAUCUAAUAAUACAUGGUUGCCAAGGUUUGUAGUCCACCAGUUCACCGAGGGGUCUCACAUAUGGUUUUUCUGUAAUUUCACAACGAGCAACCACAUCCCUGAAAGUCCAGAGACACUUGGACAAGACCUUGAGAAAAGACAGCUGAGGGACACUAAAUCCCAGCUCUGUGUUAUUGUUUUGUAUCAAGUCUUCUCACUGUCUGUUUCCUUUUUCAACACAGCCAUGUAACCACGAGACUGUUCUGAUUAAGUCAUAGCUUAGGGAAACAAUAACAGCCUGCUGGAAUUUCAUCUCUGCAGAGAUAAUAGACGGAGUAAGGAUGACCGACGAUCCCAGGAGAAAGAGAAGAAGGGAAGAUACAAAAGACAAAUCAUAGACAGUGAUUUCUGACUGUUAAACGUCAAGGGUAGAAUAAUAGAGACCCUGUCCCUGAGGGGAAGUCCAAGUGUAAGAAUCAUGGAUGGCGGUUUAUGAACCUGAUCGCUGAGGUGAAUAUUGUCUUUUGAGAUUUUACUGGAACUUAUAAUGAUAAAUGAUGGCUAAAUAAUACAAAUCACACACUGAAAUAUUGUUAAUUUGAAACAAAAAGGAUCUAAGUUGAAAAAGGAAAAUCUCUAUGAAUGCCUCAUGGCAGCCAGAUAAAUUCACUGACACAUUGAA